Chaetura pelagica (chimney swift) is the source of this 3738-nucleotide messenger RNA. It is a transcript of the gene PLCB1, whose product is annotated as phospholipase C, beta 1 (phosphoinositide-specific). Bases 1 to 3738 code for a protein of 1245 amino acids. The record is from RefSeq and is a predicted model, not a curated record. Gene Ontology annotation, cellular component: cytoplasm; nuclear speck. Gene Ontology annotation, molecular function: phosphatidylinositol-4,5-bisphosphate phospholipase C activity; calcium ion binding; calmodulin binding. The transcript is spliced from 32 exons. NCBI's taxonomy places the organism in Eukaryota, Metazoa, Chordata, Aves, Apodiformes, Apodidae. Gene Ontology annotation, biological process: memory; phosphatidylinositol-mediated signaling; lipid catabolic process.
AUGCCGAGAGCAGACACCGCUGCUGGCAGCGGUGACCGUGAGGUGUCCCCGCGCGGUGCCUCCCCCGCACCGGCCCGGCCACCGCAGAGGCGGGGAAGGCGCCCGGCCCUUCUCCCCCCACCAGCGGGGCAGGCGUUACCGGCCAUGCCAGCUCCCCAGGACAGGCUCCGAGGAGAGGACUCCGCUGUUGUGACUCCAAUUAUCCUUAGAACAGAUCCACAGGGAUUUUUCUUUUACUGGACAGAUCAAAAUAAGGAGACUGAGCUGCUAGAUAUCAGCCUUGUCAAAGAUGCCAGAUGUGGAAAACAUGCCAGAGCUCCCAAGGAUCCAAAACUGCGGGAACUGUUGGAUGCUGGGAACAUUGGAGGUCGGCUGGAAAACCGAAUGAUAACUGUUGUCUAUGGUCCAGACCUGGUCAAUAUAUCAUACUUGAACUUGGUGGCAUUUCAGGAGGAUAUAGCAAAGGAAUGGUCAGAUGAAGUGUUCAGUUUGGCAACAAACUUGUUGGCACAGAACAUGUCAAGGGACGCAUUUCUGGAAAAAGCUUACACAAAACUGAAGCUGCAGGUGACUCCAGAAGGGCGCAUUCCUCUGAAGAACAUAUACCGCUUGUUUUCCUCUGACAGAAAACGGGUAGAGACCGCGUUAGAAGCUUGUAAUCUUCCAUCUUCCAGGAAUGAUUCCAUCCCACAAGAUGACUUCACACCAGAAGUGUACAGGGUAUUCUUAAACAACCUCUGCCCUCGGCCUGAGAUCGACCACAUCUUUUCCGAGUUUGGUGCCAAGAGCAAACCUUACCUUACUGUUGAUCAGAUGAUGGAAUUCAUAAAUUUCAAGCAACGUGAUCCACGAUUAAAUGAAAUCCUUUAUCCACCUUUAAAACAAGAACAAGUUCAACAGCUGAUUGAGAAGUAUGAACCCAACAGUAAUCUAGCAAAGAAAGGACAGAUAUCGGUGGAUGGAUUUAUGAGAUAUCUGAGUGGAGAAGAAAAUGGUGUUGUUCCACCUGAGAAACUGGAUUUAAAUGAAGACAUGUCUCAACCACUGUCACACUAUUUCAUCAAUUCCUCACACAACACCUACCUCACAGCUGGACAGCUGGCCGGGAACUCAUCGGUGGAGAUGUAUCGGCAAGUGCUUUUGUCAGGCUGCCGCUGUGUGGAGCUGGACUGCUGGAAAGGAAGAACAGCUGAAGAAGAGCCAGUCAUUACACAUGGAUUCACCAUGACGACAGAAAUAUCCUUCAAGGAAGUAAUAGAAGCUAUCGCUGAAUGUGCAUUUAAGACAUCGCCCUUUCCAAUCCUCCUUUCCUUUGAAAAUCACGUGGAUUCCCCUAAACAACAGGCAAAAAUGGCAGAGUACUGCAGAUUGAUAUUUGGAGAUGCACUGCUUAUGGAUCCAUUGGAAAAAUACCCGCUGGAACCUGGGGUUCCUCUUCCAAGCCCUAUGGAUUUAAUGUACAAAAUUCUGGUGAAGAAUAAAAAGAAGUCGCAUAAGUCUGCAGAUGGAAGUGCAAAGAAGAAGCUCUCGGAGCAAGCUUCCAACACAUGCAGCGAUACAUCUAGUAUGUUUGAACCUUCCUCCCCUGGAGCAGGAGAAGCAGAGAUCGAGAGCGAUGACGAUGACGACUAUGAUGAUGACUGUAAAAAGUCGUCGAUGGAUGAAGGUACUGCUGGAAGUGAGGCUAUGGCCACAGAAGAGAUGUCUAACCUGGUGAACUACAUUCAACCUGUGAAGUUUGAGUCAUUUGAAGUAUCAAAAAAACGGAACAAAAGUUUUGAAAUGUCUUCCUUUGUGGAAACCAAAGGGCUUGAGCAACUGACAAAGUCUCCUGUGGAGUUUGUGGAAUACAACAAAAUGCAGCUAAGCCGGAUUUACCCAAAGGGAACACGUGUAGAUUCUUCAAACUACAUGCCACAAGUCUUCUGGAAUGCUGGCUGCCAAAUGGUUGCUCUUAACUUCCAAACUGUAGAUUUGUCUAUGCAAAUAAAUAUGGGAAUGUAUGAGUACAAUGGCAAAAGCGGAUACAGGUUAAAGCCAGAAUUCAUGAGAAGACCAGACAAACACUUUGAUCCAUUUACUGAAGGUAUAGUGGAUGGAAUAGUAGCUAACACCUUGUCUGUCAAGAUAAUUUCAGGUCAGUUUCUUUCUGAUAAAAAAGUUGGUACCUAUGUAGAGGUUGACAUGUUUGGCCUGCCUGUGGAUACAAGAAGAAAAGCUUUGAAGACCAAGACCUCUCAAGGCAAUGCAGUUAAUCCUGUCUGGGAAGAGGAGACCAUCGUGUUUAAGAAGGUCGUUUUACCUUCCCUGGCAUGUUUGAGGUUAGCAGUGUAUGAAGAAGGAGGGAAAUUUAUUGGUCAUCGGAUAUUACCAGUCUCAGCAAUUCGACCAGGCUAUCACUACAUCUGUUUGAGGAAUGAGAGGAAUCAGCCUUUGACACUGCCAGCUCUCUUUGUGUACAUAGAGGUCAAAGACUAUGUACCUGAUACUUAUGCAGAUGUGAUUGAGGCCUUAUCCAAUCCAAUCAGAUAUGUAAACUUGAUGGAGCAGAGAGCCAAGCAACUGGCUGCAUUGACUCUGGAAGAUGAGGAGGAGGUAAAGAAAGAGAUUGACCAUGGAGAUGCACCAUCUGAAGCUAACAGUGAACCUAGGCCAACACCAGCAGAAAAUGGACUAAAUUGCACUGCCUCUCUUACACCGAAACCAGCAACUCAGGUUGUCCACAGCCAACCAGCACCAGGUUCGGUGAAAGCACCUGCAAAGACAGAAGAUCUUAUUCAGAGCGUCCUCACAGAAGUGGAAGCACAGACUAUUGAGGAGCUAAAACAACAGAAGUCUUUUGUUAAGCUUCAGAAAAAACAUUACAAGGAAAUGAAGGACCUUGUAAAGAGGCACCACAAGAAAACCACUGACCUUAUCAAAGAGCACACUGCAAAGUAUAAUGAGAUCCAGAAUGACUACCUGCGACGGAGAGCAGUUUUAGAAAAAACAGCAAAAAGAGACAGUAAGAAAAGAUCUGAAACGGGCAGCCCAGACCACAGUUCUUCAACUAUUGAACAGGAAUUAGCUGCCCUGGACUCUGAAAUGACCCAGAAGCUAGUGGAGCUGAAGGAGAAACAACAACAGCAGCUGCUAAAUCUCCGACAGGAGCAGUAUUACAGUGAAAAGUACCAGAAACGAGAGCAUAUUAAGCUGCUUAUUCAGAAGUUGACAGAUGUAGCAGAGGAGUGCCAGAGCAGCCAGCUAAAGAAACUGAAAGAAACAUGUGAAAAAGAAAAGAAAGAAUUGAAGAAAAAAAUGGACAAGAAGAGGCAGGAGAAGAUCACAGAAGCAAAGUCCAAGGAUAAAAAUCAAAUGGAAGAAGAGAAGACUGAAAUGAUUCGAUCUUAUAUCCAGGAAGUGGUGCAGUACAUAAAACGGCUAGAAGAUGCUCAGAGUAAAAGACAGGAGAAACUUGUAGAGAAACAUAAGGAGAUUCGUCAGCAAAUACUGGAUGAAAAGCCUAAGUUGCAGGUGGAACUUGAUCAGGAAUACCAAGACAAAUUCAAAAGACUGCCUUUGGAAAUCCUGGAGUUCGUACAGGAAGCCAUGAAAGGGAAAAUCAGCGAAGAUGGAGACCACAGUUCUGCCCCCUCUUCCCUGGCAUCUGACAGUGGAAAAUCAAAUCAUAAACCUCUGCAAAGCGAAGAGGAAUUGGAAGAAGAUAAUCCAGAAAAAGUGUUUGAUACUACUUUGUAA